AUGUCGCUAGUUCGAGUGAAAUCUCAAUUCUGCCAUGGAACAUCUCAAUAUGAUCGAUGUUCGCCAAAUAGUGCAUGUGCCUGUUUCUAUAUAGCAGGUGCUAUUGACAUUGGCAUUUGUGGCGAUGAAUUCGUCGAUUGUUCUGAGCUACCUGCAUGCGAACGCCCAAACAAUCUUUGUCGUGAACCUAACCAUAGAUGUGUUCAUCAUCCUCGAUGCCAUAAUCUUCCUGUUUGUUAUCCAGUACCGAGUUUCAAUCGGCAACUCUGUCCACCGAUACUAACAAUGAAUAGUACAACUAUAAGUACAAUUACAACUGCAACAGCAACUACAAUUACAAGUACAACUGCUACCCAACAACCAUGUAAGCAUUAA
Rotaria sp. Silwood2 is the source of this 375-nucleotide messenger RNA. NCBI's taxonomy places the organism in Eukaryota, Metazoa, Rotifera, Eurotatoria, Philodinida, Philodinidae. The record is from the annotation of a GenBank genome assembly.